Prorocentrum cordatum is the source of this 2538-nucleotide messenger RNA. Lineage: Eukaryota; Dinophyceae; Prorocentrales; Prorocentraceae. The record is from the annotation of a GenBank genome assembly.
AUGUGGGUGCUCUUCGGUGGCGGCCCAGGACUCCAGAAGGUCGCCCGGAGUCCUGCCGAGGACUCCCUCGAGGCGCUGGGCUGCCAGGUCAAGGGCUACAAGACCCACAAGAACGCCGCGCGCGCGCUGGACAAGAAGCGAACGCUUCCUCGGUCCAUGGUGCUGGUGAGCGGUCUGGAGGCAUCUCACUUCCUGAACUACGUCGCGUCCAGGCCAGAGUUCGGCGCCACCAAGGGCAAGGGCACGACCUCCCUGGCAUGGGAGGCGGGCUUCGGCGGCCUGCCGCUGCUGGCCGCGGAGCUGGCCCGCUGGGCCCUGGGCGUCCUGGCGGGGUGGCGGCCGCGGCCGUUUCUCAUGUUCAGCGUCUGCGAUGAGAUCUCGACUGAGUACGGCGAGCCGCCACCGCGCCUGGCGCACAUGCGGGUCGCCGUCGUCGGCGUCUCAAUUGCCCACCCCGAGCAUUUCAGUGUCUUCACGACGGACUUCGACGUGCACCUCCCAGGGUGCGACGCCAGAAACGACGACAUCAAGAACUCGUGGAUGCAUUGGGCUGCAGGUGCCCCGCUCGGGGCCGCCGUCUGCCCUGCUGGCGUCCAGUGCUACGACUUCGCUGCUGCGCCGACCGCUGCUCAGGUCGCUGGGGCGUGCUUUCUCGCUGCGGGCAGACUUGCUGCCCAUGGUCGCGCUCUGGGCCCUCUCGGCGUCGGCGCGGGCUGCGGCCCCGGCCCUGGCGCCGCGCCCAGUGUUGCCAUCGUCGCCGCAGCCCUAGGUGCAGGGUGGCCCUUCGGAGGCGGCUUCGCCGCUGGCGCGCCGGCCGCGAUGGCCGUGGCCGCCGCCGGAGGCGCUGCCUUUGCAGUGCCCACCGCCGCCCCCGCCGCUGGUGCCGGGCCCCGUGCCCUGGCCGCCCGCGCUGAGCUGGUGGGCGUGCCUGAGGCUGUGGCGCCCGCUUUGCCCGCCGCUGCCGGGCCCGCCGGCGGGGCGGCCGCGGGCCCUGCAGCCGCCGGCGGCGGCGGCGGCGGCGACCUCCGCACCCUCGCGACCGCCCGCGACAGCCUGGGCCAGCGCCAUCGCGAGUUUCGGGACAGCGUGCAGCUCAGGUGGCCUACCUGCGUCCCCGACCGGCCUGGCCCAGGCCCCGCGACGUACCAUUGGGUCGCCACCUGCCAGGCCAAGAACGGAGCCGACAUCACCCCGCGCAUCGCCCUGUCCGACACUGCCCCAGUUGCCCGCUGUGACCUCGUGUCCUGGCCUCCUGGCGGCUCAGCGCCCGUCGCGGAUGAGUCCGCCCAGCUGGAGGCUGGCCGUUUGUGGCUGCAGGACGAGAAGGCCCACGAUGGCGCCCCUGUGCGCAAGUCGGAGCUGCUGCUGCCAGAGCGCGCCAUCUCGCCCGUGGGCUGGUCGCCAAGGACUGGGGCGGGCCCCCCUGAGGUCGACCCGAACCUGCUGGUCGGCCAUGGAUGGGCCGUCGCGCACUCGCCACCGUGGCGCGAGGCCUGCGACAUUUGCCGCGCCGAGGGCCUUGCGCUGGGCUCCGCGCUCCUGCGCCAGCUUCGCGUGUCCGACCCCUUCGGCUGGCGGGUCGUCUGCCCGCUCGCGAUUGGCGUAGGCCGCGGUCGCUCCGCCCAGCGCAGCGUCCUCCCGAAGGACCAUCGGGAGAUCUGUGCCCUCUCGCUCGCCUGCAGGUUGCGCGCCAAUGCCGGGCGGGUCCCCGGCGCGAGCUCGUCCAACGGCCCAUCGCGCGGGCUGCCGUGCACCGAGCGCGCGGGCCCUGACGUGGCUGCCGGCCUCGGCGAUCGCCUCCCCCACCAGGCCCUGCAGCCGUCGGUCGGCGUGGGCACGCUCCUAGACUACCGGCGGAGGGUCGACAGCUUCGUGAUGUGCUGCUCGGAACUCCUCCUGGAUUGGAGCAGCUGGGCCCAGCUGGACGUGGCCGUCGUCGCCUGCGUCGACUACCUGCACUUCCACGGCUACAGCGAGGACGACGCGUCGCCGCUCCUCGGGGCCCUCAAGUCCUUCCUGCCGCCCAUCUGCCGCUGGGGCGACCUUGCGCUCUUCUGGGCGUCGAGCAGCCUCGCGGGCUGGGGCAAGCGCGCCCCGCAGCGCAUGCGGAUGCCGAUCCCCUGGCUGGCGGUUGCGGCCAUGCCGGGUGUCAGGCCGACGCAAUGGCAGUUCGAGCAGACCAUCGCAAUGAUCCUCGGCGUCGCUGGCUACCUCCGAUCGUCCGAGCGCGACCUGCUGACGGCGAUGCCAGUCGCCCCCCCCGGUUGGGGGGCCGCCGGGGCCUCGGGCGUCGCCGCGUUGGUCCUCCGCCCGAACGAGCUGGGGCACUUGGGAAGGACGGGCCUCCGUGACUUCACCGUCGGCGCCUGCGUCGACUGCGGCCGCCCGCUGGGCGAGCGGCUCCCCGCCGCCGUCCUGAACGGCGCCGCGGCGGCCGUCGACAUCGGGAGCGCGAAGCUCCGCUUCGCCUUGGGCCUCGUGUCGCUGCGCCGCUCCACGGGCGUCCCCGUCUAUCUCGAGAACCCCCGCUUGUCCUGA